This is a messenger RNA of Daldinia loculata, 2739 nucleotides long. RefSeq names its product long-chain fatty alcohol dehydrogenase. Gene Ontology annotation, molecular function: long-chain-alcohol oxidase activity; flavin adenine dinucleotide binding. Lineage: Eukaryota; Fungi; Ascomycota; Sordariomycetes; Xylariales; Hypoxylaceae. The record is from RefSeq and is a predicted model, not a curated record. Bases 302 to 2464 code for a protein of 720 amino acids. The transcript has 5 exons.
CAUAUAUUUAAGAAAAGGAAGUGGUAAGUCUUUUCUAUGGCGGUUGAAAUGUACCUAAGAUAUAAAAUAAAUAACUUGUCUCUAUAAAGCGAAAAGCAAAGUGUAAGUGAGACUUUCUAAGACCUACUGCUAUGUGUAACGCUCACUUUACUAACCCCCUCUAUGAAAAAGAAGAGAGGGAUAACAUGAAUUGUAGCAGUGACAAAACAUCCUAUUUCCAUCCGUCCAUUUUUAUCUUAGCGAGACAGAUCAGAAAAUUGCCCUUCUAGAUGACGGGCGACUUACAUUUAUUUCUAUUGUCAUGGAACUAGAUAAAGACUUUCCUAGGCCACAAUGGCACGCAUUGCUGUCACUACUUGACGCCACUGUCCCACCUAUUCUAGUAUCUGACUCAACCACUCAUGAUGACUACCUUUAUAUCUCUCAAGAAGAGUUCGAUAGGCACUAUUAUGAUAUCCGGCGGAGAUUGAAGCACCCGCCGAGUAAGACGGCGUACCAGGAGUAUCUGGCAGCACGGCCCUCUGAUAAUCCGACGUUCGUUAAGUGCAUCAGAAAAACUAUAGGUGCACUUUCUCCGGGCCCAAGGAUGCAGCUGUACCGUGCUUUGAGUCUGAUGAUGACUCGGCUUGGAAGCUUGAUUAGCACGGGCUAUUUCACCCCUUUCAACCGCCAAUCAGUUACCGUGCGGGAAGCAAUUCUACGCUCAUGGCGAAGUUCCUGGUUAUUCAUCUGGACUAUGCUUGGGAGAACAUUUGUCCAACUGGGAACAAUGACUUGGAGUCAAACAGAUCCGUUAUUCCACGGACUGAGCGACUACGUGGCCGAUCCGCAUUCAGAACCCGGGCCUACUAUCGACUUCAACUUUAUGAAUUUCGAUGCUACCCCCGAGCCGAUACAUACAGAAACCGAUAUUGUGAUUGUUGGUUCGGGAUGUGGAGGUGGAGUAUGUGCGAAAGUCCUAGCUGAAGCUGGACACAGGGUUCUUGUAGUCGACAAAGGGUACUAUAUGCCUCCAAACCAGCUUCCCGUCGGAGCCGAUUCUACGGAAUUAUUAUUUGAAGGGGAAAGCGGCGGUCUAUCAACCGUAGAUGGCUCGUUCGUAAUCGCGGCAGGGAGCUGCUGGGGAGGCGGUGGCACCGUAAACUGGGCCGUGAGUCUGCCGCCACCGGACUGGUUGCGCAAACAGUGGGCGGAAGAGAAGGGUUUGAAAUUCUUCUCUACGUCGGACUUCCAGAAUUCAAUUGAUCGCGUUUGCGACUUCGUUGGAGUGGAUGAGACUCGGGUAAUGCAACAUACCCAUGCUAAUAGAGUCUUGAUUGAAGGCUCUAAAAAGCUUGGAUGGAGUGCCAAAACUUGCUUGGCAAACGCGGCCCCAGGGCAUAACUGCGGGAGUAGAUGCGGAGGGGGGUGUAGACAAUCAAAGAAACAAGGUCCGGCUGUUAGUUGGCUACCGGCGGCGGUAAAAGCUGGUGCUCGGUGUAUUGAAGGAUUCGAAGUGUCUAAAGUGCUCUUUGAAGACAACGGCGGAUCAAAGAAGGCUGUCGGAAUUAUAGGUAAAUGGACUUCGCGGGACAAAAACGGCAACUUCAAAAGCGUACCUAAGUCCGAGGUUCGGCAGCGACAGGUUCAUGUCAGAGCGAAGAAGGUGAUCAUAGCGGGCGGUACACUAAACACUCCAUUGAUAUUGCUAAGAAGCAACUUGAAGAAUCCUAACAUAGGUAAAAACUUGCAUCUCCAUCCCGCUAACAGCAUAAGCGCUGUGUUUGAUGAAGAUAUCCGCGGAUGGGAAGGUGAUAUUAUAAGCUCCGUCGUGACGGAAUUCGAAGAUCUUGACGGGAAAGGCCACGGGCCUAGAAUCGAAACGACCUCUAUGCUCCCUCCCGCGGCCAUAUUCCAAAUUCCAUGGCACGGCGGGUUGCAGUUCAAAUUAGAUGCGCUCAAGUACCGACAUAUGAAUUGUUUCAUGGCCCUCAUCAGGGAUCGGGAUAGUGGCAGAGUCACUCCAAAUCCAGACGAUGGAAGUCCUGUCAUAGCCUACACGACGUCAUCGUUUGAUCGUGCAAAUCUGAUGGUGGGACUGGUAGCCAUCGCUAAAAUUUGUUAUAUGCAAGGCGCCGUAGAGCUGCUGCCAAUGGUAUCUGGUUUGCCCUGCUACCGGAGCGAGUUGCCCGUCCACGAACGAACCCUUGACGAUGCGGACUUUGCAGAGUGGUUAAAUCGCCUGGAAGCGGCAGACCUGAGCUCUUCGUCUGACACUUUCGGCUCGGCUCACCAAAUGGGGACGUGCUGCAUGAGUACGAGCCCGACUACUGGUGUCGUAAAUGAAGACGGUAAAGUGUGGGAUACCGAAAACUUAUAUGUUGCAGACGCGAGCGUGUUCCCCUCGGGUUCUGGUGUGAAUCCUAUGAUUACCGUCAUGGCUAUUGCGGAUCAUAUUGCCAGGGGUAUUUCGAAACAGAUGUGAAAACGUUGUUGCCAUUGCUCAGGAUCGUAGUGGGUUCAAAGGGGUGAGAUACAGACGAUAAGCAGUUAUCGUUUUUAUAUGAGUUAGUUCAUUUAUGUUAACUUAUACGAAUGACAUGUAUGAAUGACAGUUGAAUUAAAAAUAUAAUAUAAAAUGAAAUUAUAUAAACUUUACUCCCUAUAGUCAUAAUAAAUUUUACCUUUUUAAUUUUAAACUUACAUCCUCACUACGUUGAAAUAGUUACUGUUUACUUCAGUCCUCUGUUUACCUCUUAU